CAAUUGGCUGCGCAAUCAACAAUUUCUAUUUUCCUUCUUUGUUUGUAAAUUUGUAUAAAAAUUGCUAAGUGUUGUUUCGUAUUAAUAACUUAAAAUAACAUUACCAGUGAUAUUUUAGGACGAUGUCUUCUAUGGAUUUUGAUCUCUAGCACAAAAUAGUGUUUGUUCAGUUUUUGUAGGACAAGUGAAGUGGACGCAAUCUUGGCCCAACUCAUAACAAGCUAAAAAUACUUUUGCUUCGUUAUAUAGCGAUUUGUAAACUAAACUUUCUUUUCUUAUUUGUGAUGUACCCGCAUUCCAUCAGCGCUGAAGAAGAACAGAAGACGAAUCUGAUUCCGAGUGUGAAGCUUCUUCAUUCCAAAAGAAAAGGAAUAUUCAUACACCCGUCGGCUAUGUACAGAAGUAGUGCACCCAGCUGCACGAAUAAUUUUACAGUUUCAAUAGCAAGAAGUUUGUGUGGGUAAAGUCUUGCUGCGUAGUAAAUAGAGAAACUGAAAAAAUGAAACUCUUGGAGAGUGGUCGUCUGGAGGCCUUGAGUAGCGCCCUGUCAAUUCUGAACGGUGAUAGCGCUGUUCAAAGUCGCGUAGAGAGCUACAGUUGCAAGAUGGCUGGAACUGAGAAAGCUUUCUACAAACGCUUCACUGCUGAUGGAGAGACCUCCCGUGACCUGCAAGCCCUGUCUCCACCUGAAGGGGUCAUGUAUAGUCGGAGCUUGUCUGGAGAUGAGGAUGGUGUGCUGUGCGACACCAUCUCACGGAAGACACUCUUCUAUUUAAUUGCAACACUGAAUUCUGCCUUUCCAGAUUAUGAUUUUUCAAUGGCAAAGAGCAGCGAGUUCAGUGCGGAGCCGUCGCUGAGCUGGGUGCAGGGUGCGGUGGACGGCGCGCUGUCGCCGGUGGGCGGCGCGCGCUGGCGCGGGCUCCGCGCGGCGCUGUGGGCCGCCGUCGACGAGGAGGUGGCGCUGCCCGAGUGCCGCAUCUACAGCUACAGCCCCGAUCUGGCCAGCGACCCCUUCGGCGAGCCUGGCUGCCUCUGGGUCUUCAACUACUUCUUCUACAACAAGAAGCUCAAACGGAUUGUUUUUUUCACUUGCAGAGCUAUGAGCCCAGUUUGCGCGGUCGACUCUGGUGUUGAUUUUGCUAUGGACGAAGAUGAGGAGUAUACCUAACUAAAUAAUGGUUUUUAAAGUUGUUUACUGUUAAUAAGUAAGAUGUGCACCUCUUAUAUACUUUAAAUAUUAACAAUAUUGUUAACGUGACACUUAAUUUUAUCAAUACAUGGGCAACUAUUUUUGCAAUGGAUGGUUCUACACUUAAAAACUAAUUGAUUAUUUUACCCAUAAGUUACAUAACUCAUAAGUUUGUUCAACAUUUUGAAGUUGACUGAGGAUUCAACGAAAUACAGAAGUAAUUUCGGUGUACUUUGGAGGUGGAAUAAUAUAGUGAUGGUAUUUUGUAGAAAAGGUUGUAGCUUUAUUUUCCGGAAUCUUCUCUUUUCUCAAACUGUCAAAAUUGUAACGUUUUUAUUAUAAAUGUGAUGUAAGAUUUAGCAUAGCUUUAUAAUGUUUUUAUUUUAAUUAUACUUUAUCAUUAUUUUAGCAUAUAUUUAAUCUGCAAAUAUUUCAGUUUGCCGGUCUUCAUGCGAAUGCAGUGGCCGCGAUGCGAGCGGGACAUCGUUAUUGACAUGCUUAGCGUUGUCUCGCCUGCACAUCGAAGUGGCGGGCGGAAACCGCAUCGGCGUGAUAGCGCGUCACUGUUCAUGUUCUUUGUAACCACUUUUUUUUAGUCAGCUAUGAGCCUCGUGAGCCCUAAGAUGGUAUUUAGUGACCCCAGGGGACCACAGCGAAUAUUGAUAUACAUUGACUGUGUUUCUAUAUAUCGCUCGAAUAGUGCAGGAGCGAUAGAGGUGAAGAUCAGCAUUCUUCAAAUAAUCGCGGUGGCCGUCCAAACGCAUAUAUUACUGACAUGUCAAAUUAGAUAGUCCAAGGAAUGCAAGGAAAACUCAUAGGUGGAGAGCCGGCGAUGCUAAAUGUGAUGUUACUCGAGCGUCCUAGAGACCUAUUGGAAUCGAAAGAUAGAUGAUAAGAAGAAAAAAGGUUAUAUAAAGUUUUCUUUUCCAGCGAGAAGGAAAACGACUACAGAUUUUUUUAAAUUUCGGGGGGUUGGUAGAUUAGAAAUAUUUAAGUAGAUUGUGGAAUUAGUCGUUUUGGUCCAAGUUAAUGCUAUAAUUUUUCUGUAAUUGAAUAUGGCACUUCUUUGUAUGCAUUUCCGUAAUCUGACGACUACAAGUUCAACGCCCGAUUUUCACAUUGUAACCGUCAGAUUAAGGAAAUGCGUACAAAUAAUCGUCAGAUUUAGUAAUAGCAUAAUUAUAGCAUUAAUUGGGACUAAAAUGACCAAAUCCACAAUUUGCUUAACGAUUUGUUGAACCCCCCACCAACCAACUGCUCAGCAUAGACGGCUAAAAGUGGUAAAGGUAGACUCCACGGGGUAGCAAGAUUCACUCAUAUCUUAAUGUGACGCGCUCGCGAUAGUUAUCCCUCUUGGGCUCCCCGACCAUCAUAGUCAUAUUUUGUAAAGUAUUAGGAAUGGUUCCUUCGAUUUCAGAUUUAAUAAUAAUGGCAUUAUACUUUCAGGUUCAAUUAUACAAACAAAUACUACACGCGAUUACAUAAAGAAUAUUGACCAGGUUCGAUUCCCGGUUAUGUAUGAGAGUUAAAAAAAAGUUUGAAUGUCAUUAUUAUUAAUUAAAUCUAAAAUCCACGCCAUGGUUCCUAAGAACAGAUUUCGCUAUCUCUCAUAGUUUCUGACUUCUCCAUACUGACCCAUUUGGAUUGAUCGCCCUGUAUAGUCUAUAUACAGUGGUGGAUUUGCAGUCUUUGCCGCCCUAUGCCCCAGGCUCUGUAGCAACUACUAGCCGCCCCUUUCUCAGCACGCAUCAUAUAGACUGCCACCCCUAAUGUCUUGCCGCCCUAGGCCCGGGCCUACUGGCUACAGUAAGCACUGGGCCUUAGGGCAAAUCCGCCACUGACUAUAUAGGUAUACAUUAGGUAAUUUUCCUCCGGGAUCUUGCACCACCGUACUUUAAUUUUCGUACUCUUCAAGCAAUUCCUGACUUCCCGGCCGUUGCUAAUAUUCCUCUAAACUCUAAAGCAUUGGAUUUGAUUGCCGCAUUUAAUAGAGUGGCAUUUCUUUUUCUUCUUUUUUAAUUACAUUGCUUAAACCUAUUUUGGUUUUCAUGUUAGUCACUCUUAAUUCAGAUUUACAGAAAAUUAAUGAAUUUUAGGAGUAAUCAAAUUUAUUUAUAGUUACAGAUAUUUCUGGUAUAGGGUGUAGAUUGUAGGUUUAGGUGUGACAUGUUAUAAAAUAUAAAUAAAAAAACCGAGUUAAGAUCUCAACGUUUCGUACCAAAAUGUAUAUUUAAUGUGAAAGUUCGAAACGAAUAGAUAUAACUACUACAUACUUGGAAGUAGUACUUACUGUCGUGUCGUUAUAGUUAAGUUAAAAAUCUCCAAAUAAUUAGCGACAACCAAGAAUGGUGUUUUUUUUUUUUGAGAUUUUAUGCUUGACUGUACUUUGGUGUUAAAAAACUUACUUCGGCUUUGGGAUGUGCGUGGUGCUUUAAUUAGAAUCGAUCUAAUUUCUACAUGUACAAUAAAUGUGUCCUUAUUUGUACUUUAACAACCUAAGUUUCACGUCUUAAAUCAGUAGAUUGCUGCCAAGUACAAGGCUUGUACGAGUACUACAAGCUCGUCAAGAAUAAAGCAUAUUUAUAAUGGCUUUUGCCUCAAAAUUACUCAAGAACAUGUUCAUGUUUCUGUUAACCCUUUAUAAGGCAUAACGGUUCAGCAAAAUUGAACCCUAUCGCUUUAAAAUAAAGUUCAAAAUCAGGUGGGAAAUAUAUUCCCUCUGCCUUACAAAGGGUUAAGUGUUUUGUUUUUGUAUGCGAGCGAGACUUGGCUUAUGAACUUGAAGUAUUAGCGUAAUGUGGAAAGCGGAAAACCAUAUUUUAAGUCACUUAGAGAUCCGCCUAUAUUUUAGGGCGUCACUUUCAAUAUUGUUAGCGACAUAAUUACACUGAAUUAUACAUUUUUUUCCGAA
This is a messenger RNA of Cydia strobilella, 4100 nucleotides long. It is a transcript of the gene Maf1, whose product is annotated as repressor of RNA polymerase III transcription MAF1 homolog. The transcript has 5 exons. Lineage: Eukaryota; Metazoa; Arthropoda; Insecta; Lepidoptera; Tortricidae. The coding region runs from base 500 to 1168 and encodes 222 amino acids. Gene Ontology annotation, biological process: negative regulation of transcription by RNA polymerase III. Gene Ontology annotation, cellular component: nucleus. Gene Ontology annotation, molecular function: RNA polymerase III core binding. The record is from RefSeq and is a predicted model, not a curated record.